AUGGGUGACGAGAUCUUCCCGGAUGAGGUGAUGGAGAUCCGCGUUCAGAUGACCAAGCGCUAUCAAGAGCGAGUCAAGAGUGAGAUCAAUGACGCGGGUGGUCUGAUGUACAUGGGCAGUGCUCGACUCAUCCAGGGAGCAGCUGCCUGA
This is a messenger RNA of Symbiodinium natans, 150 nucleotides long. The record is from the annotation of a GenBank genome assembly. NCBI's taxonomy places the organism in Eukaryota, Dinophyceae, Suessiales, Symbiodiniaceae.